Molecule: messenger RNA, 2199 nt
Organism: Limanda limanda (common dab)
Lineage: Eukaryota; Metazoa; Chordata; Actinopteri; Pleuronectiformes; Pleuronectidae
Gene: ccdc175
Product: coiled-coil domain containing 175
Exons: 1
Coding region: 1-2199 (732 amino acids)
Source: RefSeq, a predicted model, not a curated record
AUGGCGUCUUGCUUAGUGCCGGACUUCCCCGCCGUCACUGUUGCCCUCGAACACUUAAAGGAGCUGGACAAUGUGCUGAAAGAGGAGAGGGUCCCAUUCGCACCCGAGGCCAGCCUCCACCUGGCAGAGCUGAAGGCUGCUGUCACCGACCUGGAGUCAGACCGACGUGCUGCCCACGAACAUUUAGAAGUGGAAACCAUAGAAAACAGCAAGCUACGACUCCAAAUAAACAACAUACGGGAUCGAAUGAGCCGGGAAAUCAAGGCGGACGUGGCAGCAGCCCGAGCCUCCAAUGCCGAGGAGAUGGAGCUGCUGCACCGGGAGCUCAACACAGUGUCUCGGCUGCGAGAAGCUACUGAGAAGAGGCAGGGAGUCCUCCUGAGCCAGAAUGAAGCUUUGAACCCUCACAGAGAACGAGAGGAAGCCCAGCACGAGGAGGUCGUCGCUGUUCUGAAUGAUCGAAUCUCCCUGAAGUACAGCUUGCAAAUGCAACUCGACCAGACACUGGGGCGGAUAGAGGAGCUGAAGAUCUGCAUCGCUGCUGUCAAACAGGACAAAAUAUCACUGGAGCAAAACAUGGUGCUGGAGAGAGAAGCCUUCGCUGUGAGAAAACGCAGCCUGUCCGGUGACGAGAAUCAGAUGGACGAGAAAAUCAAGCAGCAGAAACAAGUGAUCAGGAGGAGCAGAAGAGAGCUGGGGAGAGUAAACGACAAGAAGCAAGAGAGCCGUGGCCGUCUGGAAGAGCUUGUGACGGAUUCGGCCAAGAUAGAGGGAAACCUACAAAGACUGACAGAAUCUCGGUGCCAGUUUGAGAAACAGCUGGACGGUGAGACUCAAAGGCGUCAAGACCUGAGGCGACAGAGAGAAACUCUGAAGAAGGAGUUGUGUGACUCAGGAGAAGCGUUCAGCCUUGCCGUUCAGAAUCUAAAAGAGAGAAUCACUGCAGUGGAGAGCCAAAUAGAGGAGGGUCAAGCAUCGAAGUUCCUCUGUCAGGAGAACCUGGCCCAUAUCCAUGAGAUGUACAAGCAGCAGCAUGGUGAAGAGAGCGGCGUGAGGGCAGAGCACUCCUGUGCAUCGCAGCAGCUGGAGCGGUCCGGGCUGCAGCUGGAGGAACGCGUCGCCUCCGUAGUCAAACACAACAAGGAGAUCAGAGCCAUGGACAAGCAGAUGAGAGAACUUCUGCAGGCUGACACCAUCAACAAGCGCAUGUUCGAGAGGAAUCGGGAGGAGCUGUGGGGUAACGUGGAUACAGAGAGGGAGAACAUCCGCCACCUCGAGGAGGAGAGGAACGGGCUGAGGAGACUUCUGGAGGAGGCGAAAAGGGAGCAGGAGGAACACAUGGCGAAAAUCAACUCUGGCAUCACCAGCACAAGGAGGCGCUACAAGGAGCUGCGUCGAGAGGAGGCCGCGCUCCAGCAGCGCCAGCCCAAGAGCACAGAUGCUGACCUGCUAAUGAACCAUGUGACCCAGUGUGCAGCGGAAUACAGACAAAUAGAGAUCCAACUCCAGCAGGAGAUUGAGCAGUGCACCGCAGAGACUGUGGGUAUCACACGGAGCACUGAGGAGAAGCAGAGGGUGGUGGAGGAGAAAGAGGAGAUGCUGAAGGAGGUGGAGGCCAGGUGGAAUGAGGAGCAACGCCGCCACCAGAGGCUGAAAACGCUGACCUCGGAGCUGAGGCGGAGGAAGGCAGAUCUGGAGCUGUCCGUUCAGGGGCUGAAGGAGAAAACCAUCUCUCUGCUUCAGCCCAAAGAGGAGAUGAAGGCAGAGCUGGAGGAAACGAGAGCACGUCACAUGGAUGUGCUCGGCAGACAGGCCUCAGAGCUGAGAGCUGUGGAACUGAGCAUCUAUGACACCAGUGUGAAACUGGAGCAGGUCGGCGUGGAGAACAGCAGGCUGCAUCUCUGCAUCAGACAGAUGACGACGGACGUGAACAGGGUCAGGUGGAACAAAGACAGAUACUGGCAGGAGGUUCACCAGUUCAACCGGGACAAGCAGGCCUUGGUUGACUCGUUACAGGAAGCAUGGAGGGAAGAUAUAUUGGUAACGGAGGACUGUCAGAGGAGUGCUGGUGUCCUGCUGGUGUGUAUGAACACUCUGCUGAACCAACUGAAGACUAGGAGACAGCAGCUUGGACAUGUUAACACACUCCUACACCAGAAAAUGCUAGAAUUCAGCAAGAGACUGGGAGAUCAAACAUAA